CAAGUGCCUCCUCCGCUCACCCAGAGAAAAUCCAUCAAGAAGCCAAACCAGAGACCAGAGUAGCCACGUCUACUUCUACCUCUCUAAGAUCUCCACUAGCAAACAAGUGAAGCAAUCAUGCUGCACCAGCACCAUUACCAUGGAGGACUGGCCAGCCUUCACUGCCUCUCAGCUCCAGACCCAGCAUUCCACGCUCACUACCACAGCAACAUGAUCACCAUGGCGCUCCCUCCCUCCCACUUCUCACCUGCUACCUAUGAACCUAUCCACGAAGCACUGGAUGUCGUCGGAAACAGCUCAGCCGGCUCUAUCAAUGCCGAUGACGCCUACGGCAGCCGGACUGCGAUGGCAGAGGACGAGCGGAGGCGGCGGAGGAUGGUCUCCAACCGGGAGUCCGCCAGGAGGUCACGCAUGCGCAAGCAGGGGCAGCUCACCGAGCUGUGGGCGCAGGUCGUCCACCUCCGUGGCACCAAGCGCCUCCUCCUCGACGAACUCAACCAUGCAAUGAGGGGCUGCAGCGACGUGCACUGCGAGAACGCCCGGCUCGAGAAAGAGAAGGCCGAGCUCAAUACCAAGCUUGAAUGCCUCAUGCAAGCACAGAGGGGAAACACCUCACCAAACUCCUCAGAGCCACGUGAGGAUAGGACUGAAUAAAUCGUUCCUAUCUUCACAUUUUAGCUACGAUGAUUGUUAUUAGUAUACCAAAUAAAAUAUGUUUGAGGUGGUUUCUUCAGCUUCUUUUUUCUCUCUUAUGGGAGAAUAUUCUAACUACCUAUUGUUGGCAUCUUUUUUGUCAAGGUCGCUAAGAUAAAUAUGGAUCGGGUGUGCUAACAAGUUGCCAUCCAAAGUACAGUAGUAAGUUAGUAACAGCGCACAUAGAUGAGAAAAAAAAAAGAAACGCUGAAAACCAAUAUGGGAUAAGAAGCCUUACGGUUGGUUUCUUCUUAACAAAUAGAGCUUUCCAUUGAGAAUGAUGUGGUGA
Molecule: messenger RNA, 982 nt
Organism: Phragmites australis (common reed)
Lineage: Eukaryota; Viridiplantae; Streptophyta; Magnoliopsida; Poales; Poaceae
Product: bZIP transcription factor RISBZ3-like
Exons: 1
Coding region: 118-654 (178 amino acids)
Biological process (GO): regulation of DNA-templated transcription
Molecular function (GO): DNA-binding transcription factor activity
Source: RefSeq, a predicted model, not a curated record